Molecule: messenger RNA, 4566 nt
Organism: Mercenaria mercenaria
Lineage: Eukaryota; Metazoa; Mollusca; Bivalvia; Venerida; Veneridae
Product: palmitoyltransferase ZDHHC14-like
Exons: 11
Coding region: 154-1599 (481 amino acids)
Biological process (GO): protein targeting to membrane; peptidyl-L-cysteine S-palmitoylation
Cellular component (GO): endoplasmic reticulum; Golgi apparatus
Molecular function (GO): protein-cysteine S-palmitoyltransferase activity
Source: RefSeq, a predicted model, not a curated record
UGGCAACAAAUAAUAAAUUUUGGAAAAACAUCAAUUGACAUGGUUAAAUAACAGAUAUUUUGUGGAUAUGACUACUAGGCUGAUUAAUUUUGAUAAUUUUUGUAAUAUCUAAUAAUCCAGUGAGACACUCUUCUAUCAGUGAGUAAAGCUGGAAUGAAAAAAGACAAAUGUUACCAACCAGUGUCUUCAGACUCCCCAUCUAAGCUGGAGGGGAAGAUGGGCAAAAAUGUCAGGAAGUGGGAAGUGUUUCCUGGAAAAAAUAAAUUUUGUUGUAACGGAAGGAUUAUGAUGGCUCGACAAAAUGGAAUUUUCUAUUUCACUUGUACACUGAUUAUUGCCACAUGCGGGCUUUUCUUUGGAUUUGACUGCCCAUAUUUAGCGAAGCAUGUGACACCAGCUAUACCCGCAGUGGGUGGGGCAUUGUUUAUCUUCGUCAUGGCAACGUUAUUUCGUACGAGCUUCAGUGAUCCUGGAGUUAUUCCCAGGGCAACACCAGAUGAAGCUGCUGACAUUGAAAGACAAAUUGAUAUUCCAAACAGCGCAGUUCCUGGGGCAUACAGACCACCUCCACGUACCAAGGAGGUGGUUAUAAAGGGUCAGGUGGUCAAGCUGAAAUACUGCUUUACAUGUAAAAUAUUCAGGCCUCCCAGGGCCUCACAUUGUAGUCUUUGUGAUAAUUGUGUAGAGCGUUUUGACCAUCACUGUCCAUGGUUAGGGAAUUGUGUUGGAAAGCGGAACUAUCGCUACUUUUACUUGUUCAUCUUAUCGUUAUCCAUUCUCUGUAUUUAUAUAUUCGCCUGUGUUCUUACGCAUCUUAUUUUACGUUCUCAAGCCGAGAAUUUUCUUCAUGCCAUGAGAGAUUCUCCAGCAAGUAUUGUUGAGGCCAUUAUUUGUUUCUUUUCUGUGUGGUCUAUAAUUGGCCUUGCUGGGUUUCAUACUUACCUUGCGGCCAGCGAACAAACAACCAAUGAGGAUAUAAAAGGCUCAUUUUCAUCUAAAAGAAAUCAAGAAAAUUUUAAUCCGUACAGUCAUGGCUCUAUAUUCAAAAAUUGUUCAAGUGUUUUAUGUGGACCAAAUCCACCAAGUUUGAUAGAUAGAACAGGAUUGAUAACUUCAGACAACUCACAAGUUCACCCGGUCAGUAAAGACAGCUCCGUUAAAAGAGAUUAUUAUGGUUCAACCACAGUCACUAAACAAAAGCAAACCAGUAAUAUGGGUACAAAUACACAGACUGACACUGUAUCACCAGUAAAACAUGACAUGAUUAGUUACCAGUCCCCAGACGGUACUAUAAGUAACAGAUUACCACCUUCUAAUGGUGGCAAAAAUACUAUGUGGAACAUGACAAUGUCCCAACUCAAUUAUGCCAAUGAGUAUACAUCUAGAGGUCUCCCCCAUCCUGAAGUGGUCUGGUCCAGACUUGAUGCUAAGCAACAAGAAAUAGCCAAUCAGGAAAGUGUUGUUAAUUUCUCAUCCAAUCGGAAGCUAGUCCAGCCAGCCAAUCAGAAUAUGACUAUCAGCUCAGCUUUUCCAAACAAUGACUCUCCUGAAAACCAUGUGACCAGCAGUCAAAAUCACCUUGUUACUGAGACAGCAUGAUUAUGUGUAAAUACAUCAUGAGAUUUUAGACUUCAUUGAAAAAGUGUAACAUGGAAUAUGUUGUAGUGUGAAAUUUUGACUUUCUUGUACAUGUUUGAUAAUUGUAAAGGUUGAAAUUUACUGUGAUGAUGAAAUGUUAAUGUUGUUGAAGAUUCUGCAAAGUCAGAUUAAAUUUUUUUGGUUUUCUCCAUUUUCAUUUUAGAAUCACACUGAUGUAUAUAAAGUGAAAUACAUGCAGUCUGUUUAAAUGGGUUUUGCUUGUUGAAGUCAUUUUUGUAUUUAUUUAAUUGGUUUAAGUACUUUAUAUGAAAGUUAGUUUUGUCCUGUUACUUCCAGCUGUGCAAUAAUGGGGAAAAUUUAAGUAAAUUAUGUCAUUUUGUAUGUUCCAUUCAAAAUGAAAUUCAGUUAUUAAAUGAAAUUAUUUGUUAAAAAAAUAUUCUGCUCAAAGUUGAAAUCCAGUUUAUAUCUCAAGUGUGGUAUCAAGUGUGAAAUACAUCUUCUGUCAACCAGUGACUUAAUUUUUUACUUGUUGAAUUUUCUUACGAUACUUUUGUUGUUGUUUGUUCAGAGAAGAAGGGACCAUUAUCAAUGCAAAGUGUUGAGUUCUUAAGUCAGUAUUUUAUCAUGUAUAUAUGUAAUUUACAAGGUAGUUUUAAAUAAGAAGUAAGGGCUGCUUUAUUCCAUAUUUACUCCGUAAUAAUCCAAAUGCUAUGUCUACUAACAUUACAGUAGUCUAUCUCAUUCAGUAUUUUGCUAAUUUCGUAGUUCCACUUUAUCAAAUCACUGCUUUGGAAAGUCAGUUGCUGUGUGAUUGGCUAAGGAGGUGUCUUCAAACAGUUAGCUGCAGUCUGAUUGGCUGAUAAGAAUGUCUUUGAAAAGUCAGCUGCCAUCUAAUUGGCUGUUAAUGUAGCCUGUCAUCUGAUUGGCUGAUAAGGUAGCCUUUGAACAGUCAUCUGCCACAUAAUUGGCUGAAAAGGUUGCCUUUGAACAGUCAGCUGCAAUCUGAUUGGCUGUUAAGGUAGCAUUUGAACAGUCUGCUGCCAUCUGAUUGGGUGAGAAUGUAGCCUUUAACCCUGUGAUUUAUAUAUUUCAGUGAAGGUUAAAUAUAAAUGUAUCUUGAAGGUUUACCUAUGGUGUUCAAAUAAAAUCCAGUUCAAUAUUUAUGUUUUGUUAAACUCACUUUUGAUGAGUUAAAUCAGUGAUCAGUCAUGUUCAGUGUUGUUGAGAGAAAACAUCACCAUAGAACACAGUAUAUAUGCUCUUACUGUUACCUGGCCCUAGCUUUGCUAUGUAACAUAUGCAGCUCUUUAGCCAUUUGUUCAAUACACAGUUCUAUACAGACUCAUAAAAGUAUAUUUUUUACUGAGAAACAAGAAAAGUCAGAAGGUUAAUAAAUGUUUAUUUUAAAUAAUUGCUGUCUCAUACAUGUGUUGUGUUUAAAACUUGAAGAUGAGAAAUUGACAGUACAGAUGUAAUUAUUUUUACGCUUCAUGUGAUAUUUAGUGUUGUAAUUUGGCUGUAUAGAAACUUGCUGUAGUGAUUUUAGUGGCAUUUUAUGAACAUUGAUGUAGCCAUGGUCUGAGUGUAUGCAACUGUACAUGAGUUAUAGGUAAAUAUGCUGGACACACACUUCAAACAUGACUGUGUAUUUCAUACCUAAAUGAAAAAUACUUAACUCCUAUCUUCUUUUUUUUUUUGAUAAAUAAAAAUGGUUUUUAAUAUUUCUGUUACGAAUCUUUGAGGAAAGAAACAAACAAAAACAUAAAAUUAUGUAUUUAGUAUUUAGAUUUUUAUCUACAGACAGUGUUACUAGUCAUUUUGAUGUCACCUUGUUCUGUAUAAAUGUUUGUAGAGGAAUUUAUUAUAUGAAAACAGAAGUUAUCAGGUCCUAAACCUAAAUAAUCUGCUAUUGCCUUACUCAUGCAGAACAAAAUCCAUGGAAGAUGUAGUCUCAGUUCAGAUUGAAAUAUUGAUGUUUCUUUAUUGAAAGUUAUUGAAAGAAAAUGCUUGACAAGUAUUGCUGGAAGGAUAUAUUUCAGUUGUAAUUUAAUUGUUAGCAGUUUUAGCCUGCUGCCGGCAAUUGAUUCUGCCUUUGUGACCAGUGCAGACCAAGAUCAGGCUGCACAUCUGUGCAGGCUGAUCAUGGUCUGCACUGUUUGCUAUUCAGUCAGAGUAAAUUUUCAGUGAACAUCCCUUCAAGUAGUAAAUGGUACUGCCCAAAUUGAAUGAUGGACCAGUCCAUUUUAGAAAUUUAGCAGGGUUAAGGUUAAUAGUUAGCAGUUUUAUUAAUCAUGGUUCAUAUUGGUAUACUGGUAAUUAUUUUGAAUAUAAGGUUAAUCAGAAAGUUCAAACUUUACUAAAAUUUGUGAGUUCCACCCUUCAGGAGUAUGAGCAAACAUAAAAGCAAUGCUGAUAUUUUCCUGUUGACAGUCAAAUUGUGAAGUUGUUGGAAAGAGUAUAAAUUUAGAAAUGUUUGAAUUAGGUACAAAGGCAGGUUUUUUUUCCAAUGUUAAAUUUUUUUUCUGAAUUUUAGGAACUGUAGAUUUAAGUGUGGUAAAAUUAAAUGCAUUGAUUUUGUGAUUUUUAAUGUUAAUGCAACUGUCAGUGAAUUUGUUGAACAAAUAUAUUCAUGUAAUUUGUAAAUACUGUCAGGUAUUUAAUGUACAUGUCUGUACUGAAUAUGUUGUUUUGAUAUCAUCAAUGAUUUUAUAUUGUUGCAUAAUCUUGUGCCAUGAGCUUUGUGAUUAAACAUUCCGUAGUAUUGUGUGUUUUACGCAUUACAGCAGAUAUUACAUGUAUAUGCAUCUAGUAAGUGAGCAGCUGUGAAAAACAAUUUUAACUACAACUUCUUAAAUUUUACAGGCAAAAUAAUGUAUCAUGUAGACUUAACUGAUAACAAUUUAGAAAUAUAUGGAUUACAAAAAUACAGAUAGAAAUAUAUGGAUUGCAAAAAUACAGAUAGAAAUA